GGUUUUCAAUGUUCAAUUAAUCAGUCAAUCAAGUAUUCUCUUUUGCAUGCAGUAAAUCAACAAUUUAUAUCUUAUAAAAAUACAGCCAUGAAUUACCCCCAACAAAGAAACAAGCCUUUCACACCUCCAGCACAUCACCAGGCAAUGGGGGAACAAUUUAUAUAUUUCCUCACUCUUUUCUGAGAAGUAGAUGAAAAAAGAAAAGAAAAUCGAUCUAGUACCCAGACUUUUGGGGUUUGGGUAAACAACUUGUACAACCAGGGAGUUUUUUCAAAUAAAAAAGGCCUGGAAACGAAAUGAAAGUCCAAAAUAACUUUGGAAAAUUCCCUUAUGUACUAGACGAGAAUAUAGCAUGGCGAUUAAUAAAUGAGACACUCUUUUGAAGUUUUUUUUUAUCGUUAACAAGACAUUUGUUAUUUGUUGCAGCUGUUACUCGAGAGAAUUUCGUUUCAUAGCAUACACCUGCGUUCAUUGAAGUGUUUUCAUAAAAAGCAGCUUUUCACAAAAUAUCUUUAUGUCUCGAUAAAAAAAAAUAUGCUUACGGGGCUGUUUAUGUUCGUUGGGUCACAAAACUUUUUUUAAACUAGUUAAGAAGACACAAAAUGGUAGAAGUUCAAGAAACAGGAUUUGAAAUCGAGUGUCAACACAAUAUGGCAGAGCAAGACUCGUGUAAAGAUUGUCUUGAAACGCCUGUAACUGAAGUAUCCAUCAAACCAUCUCAAACGUCGCUAAAAGAAGCUGAUGUUAACGAUAGAAAUGCACGACACUGCUGUUGCCAGUGUCACGACGAUGACGAAAAUAACACGUUAUCAAAUACCGAUAGCAUAACAAAUUUACAAAUAAAUUGUGACGAGAAUUCAAAUCAAACGUCGGCGUCAAGUCCAAAUAAGUCGACCACAAAUGACAGAGUAUGUCGGAUUUGUCUUGACAACGUCGAUCAGGGUCAGCUCAUCGCGCCGUGUAAGUGUUCUGGCUCAACUAAAUAUGCGCACGAGCAGUGUUUGCUGCAAUGGUUUUUCAAGUCGAGUAAGAAAUCAUGUGAAGUGUGUUUAGGGCAAGUCAACGUCACACCGAUUGGUUAUAAGCCAGUACAACAGUGGCGACUUCCAGACAGAGGUUGCGAUUUCAUUGUAUACUUAUUCGGCUUGUACUUCUUAAUCAUGGUUAUAUUCACUGGAAUGAUCACGUGGAUAGCCACGCAAGGUUGUACAUCUCCGGUAUGUGUGACCCUGUAUGCUGUAUGCGGCAUUGCGCUUUUGUACUUUUUCUAUUGUUGUGGAUGUGUAGAAUACUCAAGGCGUUAUUGGAGGGCGUUAUUAUCAGUUAAUCGUGUGUGGCGAAUCUAUGGGCGGGAGGACAGUCUUAAAAACUUUAAAUUUACCCUAACGCCAAAGCCAAAAAAGCGAGACAUGAUAGUAACAGUUCAGACAGAAGAAGCGUUACAAGGUAGUCGAGAAAAUUCAUCCCGAGGUAAUCGAGAUAAUCCAUCGUCUCGAUCUGUGAUUGAUACACCUCAUAGCAACAAUCGUGAGACUGGCAGUAAUAUUAACAACAAUACGCAAGAAAUUUAUGUGAUUGGGUUAGAUAACCAUGCUGUUGACAUGGAUGAGAGCUGGUAGAUGACAGUUUUCGCCAUACAAAUUUCGAAUUAGUAUAGUUUUGCAUAGUUUUGAGAGCAUGUCAGGAAAAAGUAACUAGCUUCUUAAAAUAGUUUAUAAUAUUGUCAAAGCAAUUGUAAAAAACAAAGAGCCUUGGCGAUGAAAUUUGUAGUCUCGAUAUUUAUUUCUUACUUCAACCUCGUUAUUUUUUUCUCACUCACUUCUUUUCUCACUUUAAAAAUUCUUUAGUGAUCACCUAUAGUCUAAGAGUCCUUCAAUGACUUGUACAUACGCAAAAAAUUUGUCAACAAAUUUCAGAUUUGCAAAACGUUAAUCAGAAUUAAACUUAGCUAGUCUUUUGCAAGCUGUGUUUUACUACCUGUCAAAAUUCGGGAAAACUAGGUACAACGGCAAAUAAUUAAUCAUCAACUCAUAAACGAAGGCGGCCUUGAUGUUUGGACACACACAUGCCAACAGCCUUCUCCCCAGGGUAACGUGGCCCCUGAGCCGUUAUUACGGAAGUAGCUAAAAAUAGCUUUUUGCCGCCGUCAAAUUUAUUAAAGAGGCAAAAUGCCCUGGGUAUUAGGUUGAUAUGCCUAAAAAAUUUAUAUUUGUAACAUAUUUACAUUUAUGUAGUUAUUUAUUUAUUUUUUAUUAUUUCUACGUUUUAAUAAAAAAAAAAUUUUUAUGCGUAAAAA
Messenger RNA from Hydractinia symbiolongicarpus, 2296 nucleotides. Its product is annotated as E3 ubiquitin-protein ligase MARCHF11-like. Gene Ontology annotation, molecular function: ubiquitin-protein transferase activity; zinc ion binding. The transcript is spliced from 4 exons. The record is from RefSeq and is a predicted model, not a curated record. Lineage: Eukaryota; Metazoa; Cnidaria; Hydrozoa; Anthoathecata; Hydractiniidae. Gene Ontology annotation, biological process: protein ubiquitination. The coding region runs from base 603 to 1619 and encodes 338 amino acids.